Messenger RNA from Naegleria fowleri, 2910 nucleotides. RefSeq lists its product as uncharacterized. Lineage: Eukaryota; Heterolobosea; Eutetramitea; Acrasida; Naegleriidae. Gene Ontology annotation, cellular component: nucleus. The transcript has 4 exons. The coding region runs from base 1 to 2910 and encodes 969 amino acids. The record is from RefSeq and is a predicted model, not a curated record. Gene Ontology annotation, molecular function: DNA binding; NAD binding; NAD+ poly-ADP-ribosyltransferase activity.
AUGUUGUCUGACAAACCCCAACCAGGAGACUAUCAGGUGGAAUAUUCCAAGAGUAAUCGAUCCAAGUGCAAACUCACCGGAAACACCAUUCCAAAAGAUGCUCUUCGUAUUGGAAAAAUUGUUCAAUCACAAUCCUUUGAUGGAACUUAUCCAGUGUGGUAUAACUUUGAUGAUUGGAAAGAGGAUAAAAAACUUGUCAAGGAAUUUCAAACCAAAUGUAAAAAAGUUUGGGGUUUGAACAAGCUCCGUAUGGAAGAUCAAGAACGUGUUCAAAAAUUAAUGAAUGUGAAUGGUGGUUCAAGUGGUGGUAAUAUAGUCUCUCCAGAAGAUCUUGCUGCAUCCUCUUCUCCUGAACAAGUACAAAAAAGGAAAGAAUUUGAAGAAGAAAAUAAGAAGAUUUGGCAAAUCAAGGAUGAAUUAAAAAGAUUGAAAUUAUCUUCUCUUCGUGAAAUGCUUUCUGAAAAUGGACAAUCAGAAAAAGGUGGUGAAGAUUUAUUGAUUGAAAGAUGUGCAUUGGGAAUGAUGUUUGGAUGUUUACCAGAAUGUCCAAAUGAGAAAUGUCAAGAUGGAUACAUGACAUUCUCUGGUGGUAAAUUUAAAUGUCAUGGUAAAUUAGAAUGGACAAAAUGUGACUAUUCUCUCACUGUCGAUGAAGCCUUUGAAAAAGCAACGGAUUGGAUCAUUCCAGAAUCCUUGGAAGAUAUUGACUAUUUUGCUAAUUUCAAAUUUGUCAAACACAAAAAGUGUGAUUAUGUAUUGGAGAAUGUCAUGACAAAUACUACAGCAACAACAACAACAACAGAAGGAUCCUCUUCUUCUUCCUCUCAAACAGACAAUGAUGAUGAAAUUGAUCCAGAAAAGGAAAAACUUCCAUUAGGUAAUUACAAAAUUGCCUUAUCUGGAAAAUUGAGUAUGAAACAAAAUGAAAUACAAGACAUUAUUGAAGAGAAUGGUGGUAUCUUUAAGAAUGAUGUAGUUCCAGGAUGUACACAUCUCGUAUGUACCUCAAAAGAAUAUGAAAAAGACACCACCAAAGUGAAGAAGGCUAAAAAACUCAACAUUCUCAUUAUGGAUGAAGAUUUCAUUCAUAUGAGUGCUGAAAAGGAAAAGAAAUUAGAUGAAUCUGAAUAUAAGGAUUAUAUUCUCUACAAUCCUGCGGAUAAGAAGAGAAAGGCAAACAGUAACGGUGGUGAUGAGGAUGAAAAUGAACAAGAAUUACCUAAAAAGAAGAAAUUGACCAUUAAGGGAAGAGCAGCCGUCGAUGAAGAUUGUGAUGAUUCUGAACAUCUUCAUGUCUAUGAAAAUGGCAAUGAUGUCUAUUCUGUUCAUUUGAAUUUGACUGAUCUUCAAACUGGUAUCAAUUCCUAUUACAUUAUUCAAUUAUUAGAACAUGAUCAUUCCAAACAAUAUUAUUGUUUUAGAAAAUGGGGUCGAUUGAAUUCAUCCAUUGGUUCUCACAAGUUGAGUGAACAUGGAACUUCCUUUUACAAUGCUCUGAAUGAAUUCACUAAUACGUAUUAUGAUAAAACUGGUAAUCAUUGGGAAGAGAGACACUGUUUUGAAAAGAAACCAGGUCGAUUCUUUCCAAUUGAUGUGGAUUAUGGUGAUGAUGAUUCUCAAACAGAUUUGGAUGCACUUGAAAAGAAGAUGGAUCAAGAAUAUCAUGGUUCAUUACAUCCUGAAGUAGCAUCAUUGGUCAAAUUAAUCUUUGAUGUCAAGACAAUGAAACAAACAUUGAAAGAAAUGGAAAUUGAUACAGACAAGAUGCCACUUGGAAGAUUGAAAAAGAGUCACAUUUCAAAAGGAUAUCAAGUGUUGAAUGAAAUUCAAAAUUUAUUGAAACAAGUUCGUGAAAAGGAAGGUGUUGAGAAGGGUGGUGGUGGUGGUGGUGUGAAUAUGGACAUGACAAGUGGUGAUGGUGCUGCUGCUGCGAGUAGUAGUAUGGAUGCGAUGGACACAACAACAAGUGGUGGUACAAGUGGUGCUGGUGGUGAUACAACCAUUCCAAAGAAUUCCAUUCAUCAUCAAUGUGUUGAUCAAUUGAAACAACAAUUUCUCACUCUUUCGAACAAAUUCUAUACCAUCAUUCCAACAAGUAAUCCUGAAAUUAUUGAUGAUGAAAAUUUAUUGAAAGAGAAAAUCAAAAUGAUUGAAGCAUUACAAGAAAUGGAAAUUGCAACUUCUCUUCUUAAAAGUGAUUCCAAUGAUCCUAACACAAUAGAUCCAUUGGAUGGUUAUUAUAAGAAAUUAGCAACUCAUCUCACACCUCUUAAAAAGGAUUCUGAUUUGUUUGCAAUGGUGAAUGAAUAUUUACAAAAUACUCAUGCAUCGACUCAUAGAGAAUAUUCAUUGGAAUUAAUUGAUGCAUUUGAAGUGGAACGUAUUGGUGAAAGUGAAAGAUUUAAAGCUUUUGAGAAUUUACAUAAUCGACAAUUAUUAUGGCAUGGAUCGAGAGUGAGUAAUUUUGGUGGUAUUUUAUCACAAGGAUUAAGAAUUGCACCACCAGAAGCACCUGCCACUGGAUACAUGUUUGGUAAGGGUAUUUACUUUGCUGACAUGUCCUCCAAAUCAGCCAAUUAUUGUCGAACAAGUCCUGAUGCCAAUGUUGGUAUCUUGUUAUUGUGUGAUGUUGCACUUGGUGAAAUGUAUGAACGUUUACAAGCUGAUUAUAUUGAGAAAUUACCAAAAGGAUAUCAUUCAUGUUUUGGACAUGGUAAAACUGAACCUAAUGACUCGAUGGCAAAAUAUAUUUGUGAUGGAAAAGUGAAAGUACCACUUGGAACACCAACUGCCUCCAAAGUACCACGUCAUGCUGCUCUUUUGUACAAUGAAUAUAUUGUCUAUGAUAUUGCUCAAGUGAAUAUCAAAUACUUGUUGAAGGUGAAAUUUAAUUACAAGAGAGGAUAUUGA